AUGGUUAUCAAGGUCGGCGACGUUUUCCCGGACGCGAUUCUCACCUACCUUCCGUAUGAUCCGGCCAACCCGGACGCCUGCGGUCUGCCCCAGCAGCUCAAGACGCACGAGGCGUUCAAGGGCAAGAAGGUCGUGCUGUUUGCUGUCCCAGGCGCCUUCACGCCGACGUGCUCGGAGGAGCACAUGCCCGGCUAUGUCGCGGGUGUGCAGGACCUGAAGGCCAAGGGCGUGGAGAUCGUUGCGUGUGUUGCGUCGAACGACCAAUUUGUUAUGCACGCAUGGGGCAAGUCGUACAACGUCAAGGAUGACAUCCUGAUGCUCAGCGAUGCGAACGGCGAGCUCGGCAGCAAGCUUGGCCUGGUUAAUGACGGCACCGCGCGCCGCAUGGGCCCGAUCCGCCUGGCUCGCUUCGCAAUCGUCGUCGACGAUCUGAGGGUCACGUAUGUCGGCGUGGAGCCUGCUCCCGGCGUCACCGUGUCUGGGUUCCCGGCGGUGAUGGCUAAGCUCUAG
Linderina pennispora is the source of this 510-nucleotide messenger RNA. RefSeq names its product Redoxin. Gene Ontology annotation, cellular component: mitochondrion; cytoplasm; peroxisome. The record is from RefSeq and is a predicted model, not a curated record. Gene Ontology annotation, biological process: hydrogen peroxide catabolic process; cellular response to oxidative stress; cell redox homeostasis. The coding region runs from base 1 to 510 and encodes 169 amino acids. The transcript has a single exon. Gene Ontology annotation, molecular function: thioredoxin peroxidase activity. NCBI's taxonomy places the organism in Eukaryota, Fungi, Kickxellomycota, Kickxellomycetes, Kickxellales, Kickxellaceae.